Messenger RNA from Ananas comosus (pineapple), 642 nucleotides. RefSeq names its product MADS-box transcription factor 21-like. Gene Ontology annotation, molecular function: DNA-binding transcription factor activity; 6,7-dimethyl-8-ribityllumazine synthase activity. The record is from RefSeq and is a predicted model, not a curated record. Lineage: Eukaryota; Viridiplantae; Streptophyta; Magnoliopsida; Poales; Bromeliaceae. Gene Ontology annotation, biological process: regulation of DNA-templated transcription; riboflavin biosynthetic process. Bases 1 to 642 code for a protein of 213 amino acids. The transcript is spliced from 10 exons. Gene Ontology annotation, cellular component: nucleus; riboflavin synthase complex; intracellular anatomical structure.
AUGAGAAGAAACGGCAAAGAGCCUACAAUACAAUGUUUCAUGUGCCCUAGAGAUGUGAACGGGUAUUUGUAUUUUGGUUUGCAGAUUAGAGGUGAUACAACUCACUAUGAUGCUGUUGCGAAUUCAGCAGCAUCUGGAGUACUCCCUGCUGGAUUAGCUUCAGGAGUCCCAUGCAUCUUUGGUGUUUUGACCUGCGAUGACAUGGGACAGCUGAGCAUUGCUUUUCUUUUGUCACAUCAUAGCAAUUUCCUUUAUUUUUAUGUGGUGGAAUGCCAAAUUACGCGAAGUUCGACAAUCGAGAGGUACAAGAAGGCUUGCUCCAACAAUUCGAACUCAAGUUCUGCUGUAGAGAUCAAUUCUCAUCAAUAUUAUCAGCAAGAAGCCGCGAAGCUACGCCACCAAAUACAGAUUCUACAGAAUGCAAACAGGUAUUUGAUGGAUGAGUCAUUGAGUAAUCUCAGUGUUAAGGAGCUCAAGCAACUUGAGAACCGGCUUGAAAGAGGAAUCACGCGAAUUCGAUCAAAGAAGCAUGAACAGCUGUUUGCGGAGAUUGACUACAUGCAAAAAAGGGGAAAGGAAGCAGAUCUUCAAAAUGACAAUAUGUACCUCCGAGCUAAGAUUGAAGCAACAAGUAGGAUUUGA